CAAGGCUGGUAGCUGAUCUGAGAGAUCUCCCACACGGCAUGUGACCCCAGGGCUGGGAAGGAGGCAGCCCCACCGGAGCCCUUUGGCUGCGUCCGUGUGGGGGCCCAGGCUGUGACGGAAUGAUGCUCAGAUGUUGCCCUGGGACCCUGCUAUGGCGAGACGCCCUUGGGGUGUCUCAAAGCUGCGGGUGGAUCUGGGUUUGAACCCUGUCUCUGCUACUUUGACAGGUGACUUCACACCUCUGAGGCUUAAUGCUCCUGUCUGCACGAAGGUGAUGCUGAUGACAAUGAGCCGUGUGGGGCCUGGUGACCCCUGCCUUCCCUGCGGCCCCCUCCUCCACCCCGCGUGGCCCCUCCCCCUCAGGAGCAGCAGUCUCCUCCCCAUCCCCCAGCUCCGCGCUAGGCUGCUGCGUCUGGUCUGGCAGCUACAGGGAGGGAGCAGCCGCCUGCCGCAGCCCUGUCCAGAUCCGGCGCUGAGGGCCGUGGGAUCCCAGCCCUGCUCUGCCAGCGCUGACGGUUAGCAUCCCCACAGUCUUGGCUCCCACGGAGGUCGCUAAGGUACCAGGUGGCUUUGCACGCAGGGAGGUGGCAUGGAGUCCCUCUUCCCUGCCCCAUUUUGGGAGGUCCUCUACGGCAGCCACCUGCAGGGCAACCUGUCCCUCCUGAGCCCCAACCACAGCCUGCUGCCCCCCAACCUGCUGCUCAAUGCCAGCCACGGCGCCUUCCUGCCCCUUGGGCUCAAGGUCACCAUCGUAGGGCUUUACCUGGCCGUCUGCAUUGGGGGACUGCUGGGAAAUUGCCUCGUCAUGUAUGUCAUCCUAAGGCACACCAAGAUGAAGACAGCCACCAACAUUUACAUCUUCAACCUGGCUCUGGCGGACACUUUGGUGCUGCUGACGCUGCCCUUCCAGGGCACAGAUGUCCUCCUGGGCUUCUGGCCAUUUGGAAAUGCCCUGUGCAAGACAGUCAUUGCCAUCGACUAUUACAACAUGUUUACCAGCACCUUCACGCUGACCGCCAUGAGCGUGGACCGCUACGUAGCCAUCUGCCACCCCAUCCGCGCUCUCGAUGUCCGGACGUCCAGCAAGGCCCAGGCCGUCAACGUGGCCAUCUGGGCUCUGGCGUCUGUCGUGGGUGUUCCUGUCGCCAUCAUGGGCUCGGCGCAGGUCGAGGACGAAGAGAUUGAGUGUCUCGUGGAGAUCCCCGCCCCACAGGACUACUGGGGCCCCGUGUUUGCCAUCGGCAUCUUCCUCUUCUCCUUCAUCAUCCCCGUGCUCAUCAUCUCCAUCUGCUACAGCCUCAUGAUCCGGCGGCUGCGUGGCGUCCGCCUGCUGUCCGGCUCCCGGGAGAAGGACCGGAACUUGAGGCGCAUCACGCGGCUGGUGCUGGUGGUGGUGGCGGUGUUCGUGGGCUGCUGGACGCCCGUCCAGGUCUUCGUGCUGGUCCAAGGGCUGGGCGUUCAGCCGGGCAGUGAGACCGCAGUGGCCAUUCUGCGUUUCUGCACGGCCCUUGGCUACGUCAACAGCUGCCUCAACCCCAUCCUCUACGCUUUCUUGGACGAGAAUUUCAAGGCCUGCUUCCGAAAGUUCUGCUGUGCUCCUGCCCUACGCCGGGAGAUGCAGGUGUCCGACCGUGUGCGCAGCAUUGCCAAGGAUGUGGCCCUCGCCUGCAAGACCCCCGAGACAGUACCACGGCCCGCAUGACUAGGCGUGGACCUGCCCAUGGUGCCCGUCAGCCCACAGAGCCCGUCCACACCCAACACGGAGCUCACCCAGGUCACUGCUCUCUAGGCAGACGGCAACCUGAGCCCUGAGCGUCGCCGGACUCACAGACUUCACCGUGGCUUCCGAGGGCCCGGUGACAUCAUGGGACAGGUCAGACUACAGCCGCCCUCCGGGUUCAGGGCGGAGAGGGGACGCGAGGACCCGCCGGUGAGCGUGCGCGACCAGAGCGCACGCCAACUCUCCUACGCGCCUCGGGACCCUUCCGGCCUCUGCCCCGCCGCGCCCUGUGCGCUCUUGGCGCGCACACGCCUCGAGGCGUAACAGCAGCGUGCCCACCCCGUGCGCCUGUGCGGCGCGCCGUCUGCCGUCUGCGGGGAGCCCUGCCGCGUCUCCUUGGGCUUGGAGCCGACCGGCGGGCUGGCAAGGCGUCCGCGGGCAGCGGGGCUUGGAGCCUGCGCCUCAGCUGCUCCCCUUCCCGUCCCCCACCCGCCUCUCAGAGGCUUUUCCCUCCAGAAGCGCCAAGAACUGUCAGCCUCGGCGCGUGCGGAGGCGGCUCAGAAGGCCUGUGGGCUGCUUGAUCGCCUCAGGCCGCCGUUUCUUUUUCAAAAUGUCUUCUUUAAAAAUUGUGUUUCUCUUUUUAGAGAGAGAGAGAGGACGCAACGGGGGGAGAGGG
Herpailurus yagouaroundi (jaguarundi) is the source of this 2396-nucleotide messenger RNA. It is a transcript of the gene OPRL1, whose product is annotated as opioid related nociceptin receptor 1. NCBI's taxonomy places the organism in Eukaryota, Metazoa, Chordata, Mammalia, Carnivora, Felidae. Gene Ontology annotation, molecular function: neuropeptide binding; nociceptin receptor activity. Gene Ontology annotation, cellular component: neuron projection; plasma membrane. Gene Ontology annotation, biological process: sensory perception of pain; neuropeptide signaling pathway. The record is from RefSeq and is a predicted model, not a curated record. The coding region runs from base 590 to 1702 and encodes 370 amino acids. The transcript is spliced from 5 exons.